This is a messenger RNA of Trichomonas vaginalis G3, 4857 nucleotides long. RefSeq lists its product as uncharacterized. Bases 1 to 4857 code for a protein of 1618 amino acids. NCBI's taxonomy places the organism in Eukaryota, Parabasalia, Trichomonadida, Trichomonadidae. The transcript has a single exon. The record is from RefSeq and is a predicted model, not a curated record.
AUGGAAAAUCCUAAGAUCGUUCUUGGUUUAAAGGCAGAGAAGAGGAUUACGCCACCAGAUGAACUAACUGAUGAUGAUGGUAAUUUCUUUUCAACAAGUUCCGACGAGGCAAAGCCUUUAUCGCUACAAACGACUCCCGUUGUUGCACUUACUCAACCCGGAAAGCGUUUUAACAUAGUAGGAUUUUCUGAUGCCUCAUCCAGAAUCACAAUGAUUUGUGCCGCACUUAAAGAAUACGAAAGACCAGAACCAUAUAAAGGGACAUUAAACUUUAUUCCGGAUAAAAUUAUUUCACCAAAUGACAUUUCUCAACUACAACAAUAUCUAAUCGGCAACAUUCAAAAAUUUCCAAUUGAUAAAACAAGUUUUAACGAUUUAGUAUGUGCACAACUGACUCUUGUAGAAUUCUUAAUAUCGAAAGAUAGGAAAAUACUCGAAAGAUUUACGAAAAUUAAGAUUGAUUCGAGAGUUAUGAUGUUAAUUAAUUAUUGUUUAGCUAAAUCAACACAAGAUCAUAGUGUUUCUUGUUACUAUUAUCUAUCAACAUUAGAGGAAUUCCUCAAAAUCAAUGCUUAUCCCCCUCUAAUUUGUUUAUUCCCUGAUUGUACAAUAGAAAAUUGCGGUUUACAGAUAGCGAUUGAUAUGAUGACCAUAUUCCCUAAGCACCCUAUAUUGCCAUCUGUACUCCAUAGCCUUGCCGCUUACAAUAACGAUAUUUUAACAAUAUCUAAUAAGGUUUCAAGCUCAACAGACAGUGAUGAUGACUUCAGUGAUAGUUUUUUCGAAUUCGUCAAGCAAAAGCAAUCUUAUAUCCCCAAAAACUUCUCUACAUCCCUUAUUACAUUAAUCGAAGAGAAACCACAGAACCCACUUGAUUUUUCUGUAGCUCCCAUGAAGCAGGAAACAAUUUCUGUGUCAGUUACAAUUCCUCCAAAAACCGUUACUUAUUAUUUUGACGAAGAGAACAAAACGAAGCUUUCUACUACAGCAUUUUCGGAUUGGAUCAUUUCCCUACGAUCAAUUUUUAAGAAAAAGUCACUUGCUGCACUUGAUUGGCGCAAGAGUAUAAAAUUAAACCCGUUCAGAGAAUCUACGUCAGCUCCGUUCUUACCAAUAGUCAAUGAAGCAGAAGCAAACAUCAGCCAAGGCAUAUACAACGCGCAAAGUUAUAUAAAAUUAUAUUCUUUGAUUGGAGAUCCAAAUGCGUUAUUACAAUCACUUCCUAAUAUUCCUCAGAACGAGUUUUUCCAUCUUUACUACCCAAUUCUUCAGAUUUUGAACACAUCAUCAAAUACUUUAAUUACAAAGGGCUGUAUCUUCCCAAACCUCAUUGAACUUGAGUACAUGGCCCAUAACGCCCUUAAGAGUGCCGGCUCGGGCAAUCCAUUGGAAGGAUUGUUAGAUUUAGUUCCAAGUGACCCAAUUAACAGGUCAAGCUUCGAUCCACUUGAACACAGAAGGCCAAUGCCAGAUCUAGAGGUCGAAUACAAGGAAAAUAUCGUUAAUUACUUGGCAGCUGCAGAUAUCGAGUUAGUUGCCAACGGAAGAUCACCAUUUACAUGCCAAAGGUUAUCAACAAAGCCACCAAUAGUACUUUCCAAUCAUCCUAUCCUCAAUAGAGUACUUAGAGCUUCUUAUCUUUGGGAUGCAUACAAAACUAAGAAUUUCCCACCAUUCUUUGCCUUCAGGAUUGGCUUUGCAGCAGCUCUAGCCGCUAUAGAUAUCGACAGCUAUUUUUCCUGCGACGUAAUGUUCGAAAUAAUCAGAUUAGUUUAUCUCAAGAUGCCAGAUCUCGUCAGGAGUCCUGCAGUACGUUCCGCUGUUCUCUUCUUUGCAGAAACACUCGAGCGCAGUGAUAGAUAUUACCAUGCUUCACUUGUAUUAGAUAAUUAUUUCUUAUCCGACGUCAAUGACUCAACAAGUGCCACAGCCAUAGCCCAAAUAGCCCAGAGAAACGGAGAUACAGUCCGUGCCUGCUUCUUCUACUCCGAAAGCCUCAAAUCUCUUAUUACUCAACAAAGAAUCGACGAAUCUCUCUACAUCGGCCAGAUUCUUGCACAAAUAUACUUCGAGAACGGCAUGUUCCAUCUCGCGAUAUCCGUUCUUUCCUUUUUACUUCGAAAUUCCUACAACAUCGCAUCAAACGAGCGAAAUGUCCGACUUUUUUCGAAAUCCAGUGGUACAAUCAAGAGAUACAGAAACAGCCAGCAUUUAACUAUCCCCGAGUUCAAUCCAAACCCGAAUGCCAUCAAUACAAUGUUAGUUUGCUGUUCUUACAUCGAUACAUUGAUAAGAGCACGAAUGUUUUCACAAGCGAACUUAGCAUUGGAUGCAUUUAAAUCAACAAUGGAAGCACCGAUCCUCAGAACAGUUUUGGCUUAUUUGGAUUCUCGAUUACUCCUGAAAUCGAAUAAAUACGAAGAAGCCAUUGAAAAACUGCCAAAUUUUGACAUCCACGACCAAAGAUCGAAUACAACACAUAUUUCUUUAUUGAGUGGUGCGCAAUUUGACAAUUCAACAGCUGUUCUCAACAUGAUGACGCGCGGUUCAUUGCACAGAAGGUUCUUCAGAGAUGGACACGCGUGGAGUGAAUUAGUAAUUCACGCGAAAUCAUCAUACAGAGCGUUGGGAUACGGAUAUUUCUGGAGAGGACAAAGUUUCGCAAUUGCAUUGAGCGAAAUGAAUUUUAGAUCGAGUAUUUCGAUGUCUACAAAUUUGAAUCACAUUCAAAGCAGAUACUUGAAAUACAAGGAUGAAAACAAACUUUAUAAUGAAAGAGAGUUAACUAAUGAAAGUUUGAGUUGUUUCGCUUUGGCAAGGGUUUAUUUCGAAAGAGUUGGCUGCAUAAGGAAAGAAACUGAAGCUGCACUGAAAUACUGUGAUGUUUUAUUGAGACAUUUCUUCGAUAUUACAGGCGAAGAAACUGAAUUUGCAACAGUUGUUGUCACACAACCUGUAUUAGAUACAACAUGCAAAUUCGCAAAACCAAGAGGAGAUCAGUUAAAAGUCGCUGAACACGUAAUAACUCUUGAGAAUUUCGCUGAUGAAUGCUCAAGAAUUUUGUAUUUCGCAGAGAAAAACGCGGAAAAAUUAAUGAUGCCAACAUUGAUUUUAUACGCUCAAGCACUAUUAGCAAAACUUAACUUAAUAAAGAACAGAAAAGAAUUGGCACAAACGUACUUCGAUUACGCAUUUAACUGCUUCAUGAAGUACUCAGAUAACGGAAGAUUUAUUCCAAGAGUUAUUGCUAAUUCUACAUUGAGAAUGUUCGAAACAAUUCUUGAAAUAUUAUGUGAUACGUUAAGUUGUUUUGACUCUGAUUUCAUUAAUGAUAGAAUUGCUUUGUAUGACAUUUUGAAUGAUUUAAGAACUCUUUUAGUUAAUAGAAUAAGGAAUGUAUCAAUGGGAACAAAGAAAGGAGUAAUUGGAUCAUUGGAUAUGGAUACAGAAGCUUUGACAUUGGCAAAUCCGAAAUUGCCAUCAUUUAACUCUGUUUUGGUUGAAGGAGGAUAUCUAAAGAACGACGACGGAGACUUCACUGAUUCAGAGACAUCAUUCAUAGCAAUCUUCAGAGCUAUCUCAGCAAACAUAAGAUUGUUCGAACAGCAGAAGAUUGACCAGGAUUCACUUCACAUGAGAAACAAAAAAUAUUGUGUCAUGCUUGAAAAAACCGCUCAAAAAGUCAAAAACAUGACAAAUUUGGAUUUAAGUUACAAAGCGGCCAAAUCAAAUUCCGAACUUGCAAACAAUGUUAUACUGAUGAUGAGAUUGUCUACAGCUAUAUUCACAUACGUGCCAAGUUCAGGAACAAAGCAUUUCAUGAAAUUCAAACAGUUUUCUCAUUUGAAUAAUAUUUCAAUCGACCAAUUAAAUGUCAAAAUUGACUUUUCCGCUGACAGUUUUCCUUUGUCAGUUUUUGAGGCACUUUUCUCUUUUAUUUACGUUGACAAGAAAGGCUCUGGCGACAAGUUUAUUCAAGGCGAGAAAGGGAUCAAAGAUCUUCAAAUUCUCAAGGAAAGUUUGUUCGGAGAUCUUUUGGAGAACUGUCCGAAUUUGAAGUACAAAUGCGCAAUAACUCCCGACGAAUUGCCAAGCGACAAAAAACUUGUCUUCUCAAAACCAAAGGGCCAAUUAGUCAACAUCGAUCCAUGUGUAGGAAACGCUGUUUAUUUCAUAACAAGUAGAGAAUUGAAUGGUCUUCCUUUAGAAGUUUUGUUCAAAGAAAACCUUGUGUUUAGAUUGCCAUCGUACGCUGCUUUGUUUAUGAAACCAAGUCACAACAUGGGCGGUAUCCAGAAGAUGAUUGUUUUCAGAAGAGAAACAAUGAACCCGUUGCAGUUAAGACAGGAAGGAAUCCAAAGAUCUGCUGAAGCUUGCCAAGGAACAUUUUCAGCAAUUGGUGCUUCAGAGUUUCCGAAACAACAUGUUGAAGGAUUGGAAAGAACAUUGCCUUGUCCGUUCCCUCUUUUCUCUUCCAACAAAAACAAUGAUUUCUAUCUCUCGAAGUACAAAUUCAUUUGUGUCGAAGAAGUUAAGCCGGGAUCAGUGGCAAUGGCAACUUCUUCCAAAUACUUGUUCGUGUUCACUUACACUGAUUUGUGCGAGAUGCCAACAAUGGUUGAGAACUUGUUGUCUAACGCUCCGAACUCUUUCUUCAUGUUCAUUCCAAGUUUCGCUGUUAGAGAUUGUUUCAAGGAAAUGAGCGACAUCGUGAAGAGAAACAAAGAAAGACAGAUUGGAGGUGAAGAACAUUUGAGACUGUUGAAUAACGCUACUGCUUUUGUUGCUGCAAUGCAAAUGACUUUGAUGAAGAAGAUUCACGCUCCAAUUCCUGUUUUCAUGCCAAAGUACGAAUGA